GUUAAUUUCCACGAGAAAACCAAACCGAAAAACAAAUGGCCAGGAGCGGAGGAGACUCAUUUGCGCUUUAAAGAUUUGGGCAAACUCUGUUUCGGCGUAAAGGAAUCAUUUUUAAUGGACGCAUUGGGUGGUUGCGGCGGCGCUGGAGGUUUCUGGGGAUGGAAUGGCUUCGAUAAUCGGAGGAAGAAGAAGUCUUCCGGCGAUAGAGGUCACCAACGGAAGUCUGGAUCGUCGGAUUCCGUCGACGUGAGCAGAGGCGGCGGUUAUCGGUUUCCCUUGAAGCAAGCUGUGACGGCCGGCGCACUCACUUUCACCGGUGACACCAUUGCUCAGUUAUCUGCGAGGUGGAAAAAGAGAACCGCUCUUAAACAAUCAUCUUCUGAUAAACCAGACGAGGGAGAACUGUGGAACAUUUUCUCAGAACAUGACUGGGUUCGUGCGCUGCGUAUGAGUUCUUACGGGUUUCUCUUGUACGGACCUGGUUCUUAUGCUUGGUAUCAAUACCUUGACCAUUCUUUGCCAAAACCAACCGCGACGAAUCUAGUGCUUAAGGUUCUGCUAAACCAAGUAAUCCUCGGUCCAUCUGUGAUCGCUGUUAUAUUUGCGUGGAACAACUUAUGGCUGGGAAAGAUCUCUGAGCUUGGAAACAAGUAUCAGAAAGAUGCUCUCCCAACGCUUCUCUACGGGUUUCGCUUCUGGGUUCCCGUUAGCAUACUUAACUUUUGGGUAGUCCCACUUCAAGCUCGUGUAGCUUUCAUGUCUAUGGGUUCUGUGUUUUGGAACUUCUACUUAUCUUCAGCUAUGAGCAAGUAGACGCAAACACUUAGCUUCGACCUCACUGACUGAUGUCAUUCUGAAAGUUUUAAAUGCUAAACAGGUGAAGCGCAAAACUCAUCAAGAAAGCAAUUCUAAAUAUCUUUCAUGUUUCUAUGGUAUUUUAGAGAAAUACAGUAAAGAUUCUUGGGAAAAAAAUAUGUCUUUUGUCGUAAUAUUAGAUUUUUUUUCUUUAAAAAGUGUAACGAUAAUUAAGCACUUGUAAGAUUUAUAUAUAUUUUUUAAAAAAAAUUAUCGGAUAUAUAUAUCAAAGAGACUUGAAAUCCAUAUUAAUCAUUCUUUUGUGA
Messenger RNA from Thlaspi arvense, 1121 nucleotides. NCBI's taxonomy places the organism in Eukaryota, Viridiplantae, Streptophyta, Magnoliopsida, Brassicales, Brassicaceae. The record is from the annotation of a GenBank genome assembly.